GUCUACCUAGGCACCGGUUGACGUAGCCACAAAUCGUGACCUGAUCUUUUGGCAGCUCUUUUCAGUGCCGGACAAGUGAAUGCUCUUGCCCCAUGCUGUGCGAAUUAUUGCGCCGCUUGCCGCUCUCUGACCCACUUGCUACGCCGCGCAUUCAAUACCUAACGUAUUAGGACUGUCCACAUGACUGAGCCGCUACAUCAGUCCUUGCCCUUGUAUAAUAGUCGAGAUCUGCCCAUAUAGCCAGAAGCCUAUCCACCCCUCUUCAAUUCCAUUCGUGCUCAUCAUCCCGUAUGGAUUCUAGCUAUUCCCGCGAUGAUUGUGUCGCCGCAAUACGAGACUAUUAUGCCUUCCUCGCGGCCAUGUUCAUGGACCCAUCUUAUAUCAUCGAACCACCUCCAGACGGCUGGCCAAACAUGACUGCCGAAGCGAUGCAAGAGCUGGGUAAAUCACGGAAACCAGGCCCCGGCCCACCCGACCCAGAAGGGCUACCUGGGGGCUCAUUCAUCGAUUGGAGGCACAUUGUAGACCAAAUGAAGGAGGGGGAAGCGGACGCAGCUCUUGAACUUCUUGGUUCGCAAGGUGAGAAGAGACAAUUCGGUGGAAAGCUUCCAAAGAGUUGCAUUGGGCUCGUGCGCGGGGGUCUACUGAUGGGGGAGGAUCCGGAUGUCAUUGUGUUGGAUACAGCCGAUAGGCUUGUGUAUUGGAUGACUUGUCCGGCUGUGAUCAAGGAGAUUUCUGAGCCGAAGCCUACGUACUUUGUUGGUUCGGUUGAUGGCGAGGAGACUGAGACUAAUGGGAAUGCGAGUGGCGAGGAGGAUGUGGAUGAAAACGUCGACCAAAUCAACGAAGAUGACGAAGAUGAAGAAGACGACGAAGACGAUGACCUUGAUGACUUUAUACGAUGGGGUCCCUGCUGGCCCUUCCGCGAUUUCUUCGAAAUGCUGAAAUCCCAAUUCCGCGAGCUCAACUUCUUCGCCAAAGAUGCGUACCAAGUGGUCGACAAAUGGACCAACACAACGCCUAUAGAUGGGCCUAUUCUAGAGGGCCUCGUAGCUAUGGUGCAAGCUAUAUAUCGCCGCCAUGGAUGGCCAGAUGUCAGUCAGUAUCGCAAAGAGGAGUGUCUCGCCGAGAUCAAAAAGGAGUUGGAUGAGAAGUUUCCAAGGCAUGCCGGGUAUUAUGAUCGUUGCCUUGCUUAA
Messenger RNA from Paraphaeosphaeria sporulosa, 1196 nucleotides. RefSeq lists its product as uncharacterized. The coding region runs from base 291 to 1196 and encodes 301 amino acids. The record is from RefSeq and is a predicted model, not a curated record. Lineage: Eukaryota; Fungi; Ascomycota; Dothideomycetes; Pleosporales; Didymosphaeriaceae. The transcript is spliced from 2 exons.